CUGUUCUUUCACUGCGCCUCACGUUGUGUCCAUUCCGCGCACGAAGUCGUCAAAAAUCCGUCUUGACGAGCGGCUAUAACCCCCUCUGGUCCCUCCCACGAUCUGCCAAACAGCCUCCCACCUGUGACGUGACCUAUGACCUGAAGUCUUUUAAAACGCCAAAUCAACUUUGAUACUUCCGUUACAAGGCUAAUAAAAUCACUACAACGGUCGUAUACUGGUAUUUUUCAUAAAAUGUGUUCAAUGACUAGUUUAGGCGCUGUUUAAUGAAGAUUUUGUAUUGUUAAACCAGGUUGUUGCUGUCAAUUUCAAUAACUAGGGUCAAAGGUUACUAUCCCACAUGGUCCAAGAUGGCGGCUUCGGAAACAGAAAAUGUGCCGAGCCUGAGAAAUCUGACCAAACCUGGCUACGGGAGGCCGGAAAAAGCACAACACAGGCCUCUCCAAGACCUGGUCAGACCCCACGUUGAAUCCUUCAACUGGUUUUUGCGGGAGGGCCUCUCGCUUGCAGUACAGGCUAUACCAAACCUGGAUUUUUCGUUGUCAAAUGGUAGGAGGAUAUCAUUAGCCUAUGUGGAUGCUUCAGUAGGAGUUCCGACAGUUGCCCAGGGCAACGCGUUCUCUCGGACGUUGAAGGUGUUCCCCGCAGAAUGUCGUGAGCGAGGGACGACAUACCGUGCUGGUUUACAGGCCCGCAUCGCCUGGAGCGUGGACGGGGUCAACCAGGGGUCAGUGGAGAGCAUGCUGGGAGAAAUCCCCCUCAUGGUCAAGUCUGCCCACUGUAAUUUAUCUAAACUAACUCCUGCAGAGCUCAUCAAAAGACAUGAGGAAGCUGAGGAAAUGGGAGGGUACUUUAUCAACAAUGGCAUUGAGAAGGUUGUGAGAAUGCUGGUCAUGCCAAGGAGGAAUUAUCCGAUGGCCAUUGUACGUCCUAGCUGGAAGGGACGAGGCAAACUGUACACAGAGUACGGAGUGUCCAUGAGAUGUGUUACCAAGGACCAGACAGCUGCAACUAUAGUUCUCCACUACCUGACCAACGGCACGGUGACCCUGUGUUUUGUCUACAAGAAGGAGCAGUUCUUUGUUCCGAUUGUCAUUAUCCUGAAGGCCCUGGUGGAAGCCUCAGACAAACACAUCUAUAGUGAGCUCAUUAAGGGGAAAGAAGACAACUCUUUCUUUAAAGGAUGUGUAGCGAGUAUGCUGAGACAAGCCCAGAAUGAAGGUCUGAUGACCCAGGCUGGGAUCCUGAAGUAUAUCGGAGAGAGAUUCAGAGUAAAGCUACCUGUACCAGACUGGUACACAGAUGAGGAGGUGGGGCAGUUUCUACUCAGACAAUGUGUAUGCAUCCACUUAGAUUCAGACUUGGACAAGUUCAACACCCUUGUGUUGAUGACCCAGAAGCUGUUUGCCCUUGCCAAGGGUGAAUGUUCGAUAGAGAACCAAGAUUCUCCCAUGAUGCAGGAAAUGUUACUAGCUGGUCAUCUCUACCUCACCAUUCUCAAGGACAAGUUGGAGCUGUGGCUGACUCAGUUGAGGUACGGAAUCGACAAGCGGUCACAAGACAAGGGGCCGUCCUACAAACUAGACACAGUUGAGAUGAUGAGUGCGAUGAGACUGUGUAGUGACGUGACCAGAGGAAUGGAACACUUCAUGGCUACAGGAUCCGUGGUGUCCAAGUCUAACCUGGGACUGAUGCAGACGGCAGGCCUGACUGUCGUGGCAGACAAGUUGAACUUCAUGCGGUACCUGUCCCACUUCCGCUGCGUGCACCGUGGAGCGUUCUUCGCCGAGAUGAGAACCACGUCCGUCAGGAAACUACUGCCAGAAGCAUGGGGGUUCCUGUGUCCUGUGCACACCCCUGACGGAGCUCCAUGUGGGCUGCUCAAUCACAUGACUGCCAGUUGUGAGGCCGUUACGUUGCAGCCUUCCACAGUUCACAUUCCCAAGCUCCUUUGCUCCCUGGGUAUGGCUCCCUUGGACAGCCCUCCACCGGCUCCCCCUAGUGAGUGUUAUACAGUACUGCAGGAUGGCAAAGUGGUGGGAAGGGUGGCAGCUAACAUGGCACCUGACAUGGCCAAGAAACUCAGGAUGCUGAAGGUCACUAGAGAGGGGAAGAUCCCAGUGAUGACAGAGAUUGUGCUGGUGCCGAAGACAGGCAAGGCCAGCCAGUUCCCCGGCCUGUUCCUGUUCACCACGCCUGCACGCAUGAUGAGGCCUGUCAGAAACCUGUUCACAGGCACGGUCGAGAUGAUUGGAUCAUUUGAACAGGUCUAUAUGAACAUCUGUGUGAGACCAGAGGAGGCCCACCCCGGUGUGACGACUCACCAGGAGCUGAGGGAGACCUCCAUCCUGAGUGUUGCCGCCAGUUUCACCCCCUUCUCCGACUUCAACCAGAGCCCACGGAACAUGUACCAAUGUCAGAUGGGUAAACAGACCAUGGGGACCCCCCUCCAUGCGUUUGGACACCGGACGGACAACAAGCUAUACCGGAUCCAGAACCCCCAGUCCCCCACGGUCCGACCGUACGCCUACGAUCACUACCACAUGGACGACUACCCACUGGGAACAAACGCCGUCGUCGCUGUCAUUUCUUAUACUGGAUAUGACAUGGAGGAUGCCAUGAUUCUUAACAAGUCGUCAUUGGAGAGAGGAUUUGGCCAUGGCACCAUCUACAAAACAGAGAUCAUCAGUUUGAGGGACCUUGCUCAGAGUAACAGAGGCCCAGUAACUCUUGUGUUUGGAUGUGCAGCAGGAGACAAAAGGGCCGAGGGCAGGCUUGAUGAUGAUGGACUACCUCCCAUUGGGUCCAAGCUGGAGUCAGGUGACCCAUACUACAGCUAUGUGGAUAAGCAGACAGGCGAGGCCAGAGUGGUUUUCUACAAGAACCAGGAGAAGGCCAUAGUGGACAACAUCAAGGUCCUGGGCAAUGACCAGGGAACGUCAGACCUAAACAAGGUUGCCAUAGUCAUGAGGAUCAAUAGAAAUCCCAUCAUUGGUGACAAGUUCUCCAGUCGACAUGGACAGAAGGGUGUGUGCAGUCAGCAGUGGCCGGUGGAGGACAUGCCGUUCACAGAGGGGGGGCUGACUCCUGAUAUCAUCUUCAACCCUCACGGCUUUCCUUCCAGAAUGACAAUAGGAAUGAUGAUCGAGUCGAUGGCAGGAAAGUCGGCGGCGCAGCACGGCCUGUGUCACGACGCCACUCCCUUCACCUUCUCUGAGGACAACUCAGCCAUAGAUUACUACGGCCGCAUGCUGGUGGAAGCUGGAUAUAACUACUACGGCCAUGAGAGGAUGUACAGUGGGGUGACAGGACAGGAGUUUGAGGCUGAUAUCUUCAUCGGAGUGGUGUACUACCAGAGACUCAGGCACAUGGUGGCUGACAAGUUCCAGGUGAGAACUACAGGUCCCAUUGACAUCGUGACCCACCAGCCAAUCAAAGGCAGGAAGCGAGCCGGCGGGAUCCGGUUUGGAGAGAUGGAGCGAGACUCGCUCCUGGCUCACGGGACGACCUUCCUCCUACAGGACAGACUCUUCAACUGCUCCGACAAGUCAACGUGUCGAGUGUGUACCCAGUGUGGCAGUAUCCUGUCCCCCCUGCUGGAUAAACCGCCCAGUGAGCUGGCAGCCGUGUCUGUCCAGGCACGCAGGUGUUGGUACUGCAGUGUCUGCCAGAAUUCAGACUUCAUACAGCUGAUCUCCGUUCCUUACGUCUUCCGCUACCUGGUGGCGGAACUCGCAGCCAUGAACAUCAAGGUUACCAUGGAAACCAAGUAACCAAUGGCAGAACGUCUUAGUUACCAUAGAAACUAAAUAACCAUUGAUAAACAUAGUCACAGCUUGUAGAUAGGUACAAAUAACAUGGAAAGUAAAACAGCUCCACCUGUCAUGUGUCUCAUGUACUGCAUUAUCUAUAUUUCUAAGAGAUAAUGUAUAUUCAGCCUGUAAGGGAUCGACUUUGAAUUGAUACUAUUUUACUAAACUGUACAGACUGUAAUAGAUUGAACUAUUGUUAACAGUCAUAAGCUGAUGCAAUACAGAUAUUACUUGUACAAAUCAGGCACGGAAGUGAUGUUGAUAUGAAAGUUUUUUAAGCUUAGUUAAAGCUUAAAGUUCUAGUGUGCCAUGAAUUUCCAGCUUCACCUAUCUGUUAGCCUAAGGUGUCAGAAUGAAAGUGUGAUGCAAUACUUUUAUAAAUUAAAGCUAACUUAACUUCUAGAAUAGUGUUGAGUGACUUGAGUCUUUGACCAGUUGGGAACCAUUUUUGGAUGAUCUCUGCAAAACAUGGUGGCUGCAGUACUUCUAUUCUUCACUGGGUGGUGCUUUUGGAGCACCAUGUCAGAAACAUACAUGUACAA
Messenger RNA from Branchiostoma belcheri (Belcher's lancelet), 4354 nucleotides. RefSeq names its product DNA-directed RNA polymerase I subunit RPA2-like. The record is from RefSeq and is a predicted model, not a curated record. Bases 351 to 3773 code for a protein of 1140 amino acids. The transcript has 30 exons. Gene Ontology annotation, biological process: DNA-templated transcription. NCBI's taxonomy places the organism in Eukaryota, Metazoa, Chordata, Leptocardii, Amphioxiformes, Branchiostomatidae. Gene Ontology annotation, molecular function: ribonucleoside binding; DNA binding; DNA-directed RNA polymerase activity. Gene Ontology annotation, cellular component: nucleus; RNA polymerase I complex.